This is a messenger RNA of Strongylocentrotus purpuratus (purple sea urchin), 7170 nucleotides long. RefSeq names its product microtubule-associated serine/threonine-protein kinase 1. Bases 1319 to 5629 code for a protein of 1436 amino acids. Lineage: Eukaryota; Metazoa; Echinodermata; Echinoidea; Camarodonta; Strongylocentrotidae. The transcript is spliced from 23 exons. The record is from RefSeq and is a predicted model, not a curated record. Gene Ontology annotation, biological process: peptidyl-serine phosphorylation; intracellular signal transduction. Gene Ontology annotation, molecular function: protein binding; protein serine/threonine kinase activity; magnesium ion binding.
UUAAAAGUUCACUUCCAUUCUCUGCGAUGCUGAGCAGUGAGUGAGGCAGUCUGCUGGUGUGCGACGGUGGCAGUGCAGAGGCGGUGGUGUAGAGUGUCGCUUAUCCUUAUUAUGUUCUGCGGAGGACUGGCAUGAACACACAGUGGAUUGAAUGGGUGACUGACUGACUGAUGUCAGUCAAUCGGUUUACAGACUGCAUGCAUGUUGAGUGGGAGUAGGUUGUAUAGGAUUAGGUUACAUCUAUCAGCUGGUAGUUGCUAGCUAGCAGUGGGUUUUCAUUCUGUCUGGGAACCCUGGCCCUGCUGAGAACAGGAUAUUCGUUAACCUUGACUGCAGCCAGGUCUAGUGUUGCUGAGCUGAGAUGACUUUGUUUUCAUGUGUACUGGGAAUGCAUUAGAGGCUCGCUGGCUGUUAUGGUAUCAGUGUGGUUUACUGUCCAUGGUUUUAGGUUACAUUAUGUUAUUGCGACAAGAUACGUUUGAUUCAAAAUUGAAUUUUGAGGACAGUUUGCCAGUUCACAUUACACUUUUGGAGAGUGAAGUUUGAAAGUUGUGCCAGUCUCUGUUUUGAUAUUUUAAAAAAUACAAUUGUCAUUGUCAUUUUUGCAACGCAGUUAAACUGGUGGCUUAAAUGCAAAAUCUUCUCUAAGUUUGUCGUCUUGGGUGAAAGGCUUGCGUCAUCCAAACUAAUGAGUUCACCUCUGCUGCCUCCAAAACAAGAUGGAACCCCACAAAGUGGGCACAGCUCCAUCGUCUUGUGGUGACCUAGUGUCCAUGAGGGGCAUCCUUUGACAGUAAUCAAAGAACACGUAGGCGUGGAUCCUAGCUGGCUGUCUUCUUGUUUCUUCUAUUCUUCAUGUAAAUGAGCAGCUGUAGGAGAAAUAUUCUUUUUAUGUCUUUAUGACGUCAGUCUGCUCUACUCUGCCAGAAGGUGGUUAGUCCAUUGGGAAGGGACUCGACGCCCCUUCCAUCAGCCUGCCUGCCAAGUGUCAUCUCUGGAAUAGGAGGAGAGGAUAUCUGCAUACAUGUGUGUGUAUUGUGUGUGCAUCAUAUUCUGAGGAUCUCUGGUAUUUCAUGGACGUCGACGGUGAAGCUAGCUCGCAUCGUACCAUGUGUUUCAUACAUUGCAUCCUGCUGACUUCGAGACAGACGGACAAAACAUGUCAUCGCUUGUGCAUCUCUUAAAUCCAUCUCAGUCUGGCCUGCCUCCUUAAUUUGAGGGAAGGCCAGGAACACGCAAUUUUAUUGACUCGAAAAGAGAGACAGUGCUUCAGGGCUUUUUUAUGUUUCGACUUCAGUACAAUUGAAUUUUGAACAAGAUGAUGUCCGAUUUGGAAUGUGAUGUCGUCAUGUCUUUGGUCCAGCGGCGACCGCGGGCUCGAGCCCCAUGUCAUAUCAACAUUGUGUCUGAUGGUGAGGACUGUGGCAGACUGACCCUCGACUCACUGCAUAGCCCCAAACCAAAGAGCGCUGGAUUCGCCACAUCCUUACCCCGCGGUUUCAAACUAGCCCGCCCCCUCUCCAUUGACGAGAGUCGCUAUGUCAGGCGCGGUAGUCUUGGAGCAGCAAUGAUGGGACCGUUCCACUUGAGCGUAGGAAGUUCCACCGGCUAUCAGUCCAGUACGACCAAUGCCUUGACCUUAGGAGGGGAUUCUGGUAGCAAUCUUACCAGGAUGAGGCCGCUGCUAGGACAGUCUGCACCUUCACUGUCAGCUAGUCUGAAGGAGCUGUCACUAGUACGGAGAGGGAGCAGUUAUGGACGAACCAGGAAAGGAAAAAACAGUUCCCCGGUGAUGAAACGUUCAAAUUCUCCUGGUUCUCAUGGCGAUGGUAUGUAUCUACCUGGGAGUCCUUUGGAGAGUCCUCGAGUGCCGAUCCACCCUCAUGCCCACUUUGCCUUUAAUUCUGUACGUCAGGCUGACGGUAGAAGAUGGUCUCUGGCAUCCCUGCCGUCAUCAGGGUACGGUACGAACACACCCAGUUCAGCUGUAUCGUCGUCCUGUUCAAGUCAGGAGCGUCUUCAUCAGCUACCCUACCAGCCCACCCCUGAGGAUCUGCAGCUUCUCUCGCAGCAUUUCAGUAGCAGUGAGAGUAACGUAGGAGGGGACCAGGAAGAUGGCAGGAGAUCACCUUCAUGUAGACCUCGAUCUAGGAGUCUUAGUGGUGCAAGCAGUCCGUUGGUGGGUAGUACGGAUCAUGAGAUGCUACACAUGAACAGCCUCUACAAGGAGAGAUUCCCCAAGGCAAAACAACAGAUGGAAACCAAGCUCACUGACUUUAUUAACAAGUAUUCAAUGGAUAUGAGCCAGGAAGGGCACGAUGCAAUCUAUGCUUUCCUUGUCCAUCAGACGGUAGAACUAGCCCGGGACUGCUUAGAGAAAUCACAAGAAGACCAAGUCUCCCAUAUCUACUUCACUGAGGUGUCCCACAAGGUCCAAAUGCUAGCAGAAGAUGCUGAGAACCGAUCUCAAGUCUCUGCCAAGUCAUUUACGAGGGUAGUCAGAGACCUACUGAUGAUACUAGCCAGGCCAGCUAGACUUCUUGAAUGCCUGGAAUUCGACCCUGAGGAGUUUUUCCAGCUGUUGGAAUCUUUCGAGGACCAGGCCAAAGUUGGAUCCACUAUUUCAGAAGACUUACCAAAGUACAUCAUCCACCAGCUAGGACUUACCAAAGAUCCCUUGGCAUAUUUUGAUCACUUUCCAGACGUGGGCGACCUGUGUGGGGAUUCCCCCUCACCGCCACGCCAGGAUUCAGGAGAGGAUGAAAAGAGUAAUGUUGAUGGUAGAGACUGCUUUAAGGAACCAAGAGAAGAAGAUUUUGAGAACAUCAAAAUCAUCAGCAAUGGAGCAUAUGGUGCUGUAUACUUGGUGCGACAUAAGGCAUCUCUACAGAGGUUUGCCAUGAAGAAGAUAUGUAAGCAGAACAUUGCCCUUCGGAACCAGCGGGAGCAGGUCUUUGCUGAACGUGACAUCCUCACGUUUGCGGAGAACCCUUUUGUUGUUGCUCUCUACUGCAGCUUUGAAACAAAGAAAUAUUUGUGCAUGGUGAUGGAGUAUGUAGAAGGAGGAGACGUAGCUACUUUGAUCAAACAUAUAGGACCACUUCCUCUAGAAACAGCAAGAUUAUAUUUUGCUGAAGCAGUACUAGCCAUAGAGUAUCUACACAGUUAUGGAAUCGUACACAGGGACAUCAAACCAGAUAACAUGUUAAUUACAUCGACAGGACACAUCAAGCUGACUGACUUUGGUCUGUCCAAGAUUGGUAUCAUGAGCUUAACAACAAACCUGUAUGAAGGCAACAUCGACCGGGACACCAAACAGUUCCAGGACCAGCAGGUAUGCGGCACACCCCAGUACAUCGCUCCGGAGGUGAUCCUCAGGCAGGGGUACGGCAAACCGGUAGACUGGUGGUCUAUGGGCGUGGUCCUCUAUGAGAUCCUGGUAGGAUGCCCCCCUUUCUUUGGUGAGACUCCGGAAGAACUCUUCGCACAGACGAUCAAUGUUAUGAUUGAAUGGCCCGACGGUGAUGAUGCCCUAUCGGACGAGGCCAUGGAACUGAUCAACGGUUUCCUACAGCAGGACCCUCUCUUCAGACUGGGUACAGGGGGCAGUGAAGACGUCAAGGGACAUAGAUUCUUUCAAGGGGUUGACUGGAAUGGUCUGCUGAGGCAGAAGGCUGACUUCAUUCCACAGCUGGAAGGAGAAGACGAUACAAGCUAUUUUGAUGCGCGCUCAGAGAGAUACAACCAUGAGCUGGACUCAGACGACGAUGAGGACAUUCCUGAAAUUGGCAACUUCUCCACCUUCUCCCCGCGGUUCAGUCGAUCGUGCAGCAGCGUAUCACAGUCAUCCGAUGACACAGAGAGAAGAGAGAGGUCUCAUAGUGCUUCGCUACCCCUAGGGGAUCUAUCCCAUCAUUCCUUGCCUGCCAGGAACUCUCCGCAGCUCCUGACGGUGGAUGUUGACAGGGCUAGUAGCCUCCCAGACAGGGAUAUCGCUCGGCUAUCGAGACGUUUCUCAGCCAGCUUUGCCACCGAUGAUCACGGCUCUUUAUCCAUUUAUCGAAAUAUUUUGAGAGACAGGACUGCCAAUGCCAAGGCCGCUGAGCAUUCUGACGCCUCCUCCACCUCCCCCUGCACCCCGCCCCACGACUCCUCCCCUCGGUCCCGCCGUCGGACCGGCAUCGCCCACAAGCCACCCCUCCGGGAGGUCCUCCCUCGCUUCUCCAUCUCGUUUGACGAGGACAGCCCAUUGGCAUCGUCGCUGGAGUCUCAGGGUUCUCUGGGGUCGUCAGGGUUCCUAGGUGCAGGAGAUGGGAAGCACAUCAGCUCCUCCUCUGAGAGACAGAGUAGAACGGUUGUCAAGUCAGCAUCGUCUAGUAUGCUGUCUCUUAUCAUACCAUCAGAUGAGCUUCAUGUGCCAUCGCCCAUCAACUCCCCAGGAGGAGAAUCAAGCAGCUCCAGAGACGAUUCUCCGUCUAGGGAUCCAUCCAUGAGUAGCAUGAAGUCACCCAUCGUCAUCAAGAAACCACCGCGAAGGAAGACCAUGGGAUUCCACAUGCAGGCUAUCAAGGUCUACCUAGGAGAGUCCAACAUAUACACACUGCAUCAUCUAGUUAGGCAUGUUGAGGAAGGAAGUCCUGCGUACGAAGCUGGCUUGCGACCCGGAGACCUCGUCACUCACAUCAACAACGCUCCAGUAGAAGGCUUGAUCCAUCGUGAGAUAGUAGAACUUAUCAUGAGUGACACACAGGUUGUGAUCCAUGCCGUACCCAUGGUCAAGACAACCAUUCAGACAUGUGGACGAAGGAAUACAACGUCCAGUAAGAUGGCCAGGAGAAAGAAGCCCAAGCGUAAAAGGGACUCCGUAGAGCGAAGGCGGCGCAGUGCAGUAUUCAGAAGGUCGAGUUUGAAACGGGCAUCGACAGAUGGAAGCAGGGCUAGCUUAGCAGCAUUAGGCAGGCAGGGAGGGACGGAUACAUCUCCUCGGUCGCCGACAUCGCGGUCACCACGUUCCCCUCCCAUGUUUCACAUACCUAGUGAACAUUCAAGCAGCACACCGUUGACAUCGUCACCCAACAGUUCUCCAUCAUCGAGCUGCCCUAACUCACCCGCUGGACACUACACAUCAUCCAGACCCAGCACACUGCAAGGUCUGGCUCAUAAACUACCCUUCUCAUUCAGACCUGGAGGGAACCGUAGGAAGUCAGUCGGUCACAUCCCACUGUCCCCUCUAGCCAGGACCCCCAACCAGUCACCAGCCCCUAAAUCCCCUGUUCGUAGCCCCAGCCCUCUGGCUGUGGUGACCAGUCUUGGGCAUUCUCCUGGAAGCUCCAACACCACCCAGUCCUACCCCGCCCACAUGCUGAGCAGCCCCACCCUGGCUGCCCCUAUGAAGGUCAAGACCAAGAAGUACAUGCGCUCUAGGAACCUUGAGACUCCGCCGUCACCGCUCCUCAGAAGGGCUCUCUCACCAGACCAUGAAAAGACCAUGGACAUGUUUGAUGUUCAGCUCAGACCUCGAGCGGACUCAGCUUGUGAUGCUCUCUCAAGGGAAGAGAGAAGUCUCAAGAGAUUAGGCAUCUUCGGCAAAGAGAGGGUCGCUGAGAGAAAAUCUACAGGGUCCACUUGAGAUCAAUCUUGAUCAUGUGUGUAGAAAUGCAAAGUAUUCAGUCUGCUAUAUAUGUAUAUUUGACAGUUUUUGGAUAUGAUGGUCUUUGGUUUCACAGUGUCUGAACGGAAGACUCUCAAGCACAUGCCAUGCUGUGUUAUGUGAGACAGCUUUAAGAUACAACCAUGGAUGGUUUCGUCUUGGUAAUCAAGACCAGAUUUAUUUUGCUGAAACAAAUUGAUAAACAUAAGAGCAUUGCAAUUUACCAAAAGUUGAUUAGAAAGUACUUUGAGUCAUCAUUAAUUCUUUAUUCUUUGCUAUUGUGCCUGUAUGUUUUGCCAAAGAUGCUGAAAUAAGAAAUAGAUAAUGAUGCUGACAUAGCUGGAGUGAUAGCAUUCAUCAACAACCUCACUAGCUCUUUUUUGGUCCACUUUAGUCCAUACUGUAGACUGCCAUUUCAGCAUAUGGUACGCACACACUGUAUGUGUGCCAAAAGUUGACUGUGGUAAUUUGAAUAGUCGACCAAAGCAAGGAAGGGUUACAGUCUGUGGAAUUAACAUGACAGUAAACAGAUAGUCGGUCUAAAUAGAGAUACAAGAUGCACCAUGUACAUGAAUGCAUAGACAAGUUGGAUACAUACAUGUUAGGAUUAUAAUAUGAGGAUAAAAUGGUUGCAAAAUGAAGUAGUGAUUUUGACAUAGAAAUUUGAACGAAUCAUUUACAAUAAGAACAAAUGCCACAUACGCAUCAAAGACAAAAGACACACAAAGGAGGGAGCAUUGGCAUUUUAAAUUCCUGCUACCUGUAUUAUUUCUUUAUGAAGGACUUUAAAUUUUAAAGUAACAGCAUUAUAGUAUACUUGGAGUGUAAUUUUGGGUUGAAAAGUUGUAAGUUGAACAAUUUUCAUCAUUAGAUUUCAUUUUGGCAAGAUGUGAGGAUUUUAGAAGUCUUGUGAUGAAAAAUGUGAGAUGUCAAACCGCAAUGCACUACACUUUUUGUCAGCAUUAAUUUAAUUCUAAUUCAACAUUUAAUUAUUUUUUUUUUUUUCAUUAAUGUUCUCUAUUGCCUUUGAUGAAGAAAAAAUCAGUUUAAAACAACAUUUGUGCUAUUGACAGUAUUAUUGAUUUAACAAAUUUUAUUUUUCAUUUGAAUGAUAUACAAAGAAAAAGUCUGGCCUUGCAUGUUGAUGAAUUAUCAAAACAGAGUGGUGCAUUUAAAGCUAACAUUUCCUGAUUAGUUACAAUUAGAAUUAUUAAUACCUGCAAAGUCUUGCACAAUUUACAAGUAGUAAAGUGAAGACGAUACUGUCAUUUGCAAGAAAAAUACCUUGAUGUUGCAUAUUAGUAACAUGAUUUUAUGAUCAUGAGUAACAAGGUACAUGUAAAUGGAAUUAUCGGACAAAGCAGGUGUGCAGGUAUUAUGAUUUCUAGUUUGUUGAAUAAAUUUGAGAGUUAAUUUAUCUUAUUUCAUGUCCAAUGAAAUGAUUUUGCAAUGCUCAUAAUUUCCUUCCACUAAGGACUGGAAUAACUAAUUUCAUUCAAAUGCUAAACUGCCUUGUGAAG